GGGGCAGCAGUGACCCUGAGGACUGCGCACGUGCCUUUCCAUUCUGGCACGAAGAAGAGAAUCUGCCUCGACGGUGGAGGUGGAAGGAAAAAAAAAAGGAGUUGUGUUUACAACAACAUAAUGGAGGCUAAACGGUCGAAAUACGUCUCCAGGCGCAUUUUAUUGACUGGAUUUACGCUAUAUGUCGCAUUAGUCACAGAACAGACGUGCGGCCUGGAGAUUCAGGCCGACCCCGAGGUGAUCGUCCAGAACGGCACCACGGGGGUCCUGCGCUGCAGCUUCAAGUCCAGCGAGGUGGUCACCAAACGCACCACGGUCACCUGGAGGUUCCAGUCCAAUCAGCCCAGUAGCCAGUUCUACGAGUCUCCACAUGUGAUUUUCUAUUUUUCCGACGGUCAAGGAUAUCCUGGACCGGAUGAUUUCAAAGGCCGAGUUCAGUUUAUCGGAGACAUCAACAAGAGGGACGUCUCCAUCCAGCUGACUCCGACUCAGUUCAGCGACAACGGCACCUUCUUCUGCGACGUCAGGAACCCCCCUGAUGUGGGGGGGACGCAGGCAGAGACGCAGCUCAGGGUCGUCUUGAAAGAAGCUCUUCCUCAGAAGAACACCGGCGUCAUCGUUGGUGCGGUCUGCGGGGCGUUGGUGCUUCUCGUCCUCAUCGCCAUCGCCGCCUGCCUCGUCAUGAGGGUGCUUCACAACCGCCAUGAGUACGAAGGAUGCACCACCUUGGAAAGCAAGAGCCCUCAGGCUCCACAGCCGCCAAAGAAGGCGGAGUCCAGCUCUGGGGGCUCCAGGUGCACCAGCCCCUCUGGCCCACUACAGGGCCCGGUGAUAUACGCACAGCUGGAUCACUCAGGGAGCAAAAACUCCUUCCACAAGAUGGAGCCGGUGGUCUACGCUGACAUCCGAAAAAACUGAAGAACGACCAAAACCCAGAAUUCAAGGAAAAAAAAAACAGCAGAGUGAGACCUCUCCCAUCGGCUGCUCUUUGGAAGGGGGGGGUAUUUUAACAGGGAAAACUAAAUUGGUGCAGAUCCUCCCUUUUGAAUUGUCCUCUUUCUGUUCUCUGAACGCAUGAAUCUGUCGGUGGUCGUGACGUCUCCUCGUGCUUUGAUGUAAAGAGAAGAAAACACUAGAAACUGCAUCGCAUCAGCGUCGGAGAAACGUCUUUCUGCAGGCUGCUGCACCACCGUCUGCUCGUUAAAACGGGAAAAUGGCCGCCUCGUCCUCCGCUAUUGGUGCUGCUCGUUAUUAUUUAUUUGUAGAGUUGAGCGUUUGUGCGGGCGUCGCUCCGACCGCAAACGUCGCCCCCUUCUGGAGGAAAGCGGCGCCGCCCGCCGACCUUCAGCUUCCUGACGUCUUGGUUUGCCGGGAGAUCCACUUUGGAGGAAAAAAAAAUGAACCGACGGGUUCUUCCAGGUCUAUAAAGAUAGGCUUAGCAACACUAGAUGCAACAUAAGCUGGUAUGAUGUGUUAAAAACAUAAAUUUGUAGUUUUUAGGCUCAACUGACAGAAAAUUUCUGAGAUCAGCUAAAAAACUGGAUUUGAAAUCAUUUUUCCAACGUUUGGUGCAUCAGUCUGCAGACGACGGCUCAUCUCCGCGGUAGUCCUGUGGGUGGAGGCGUUUGGCCCCCCCUCGGCAUCAUUGCAUGCGACCCCGCCCCCCUCCCCCUCCCUGCAGCCCAGCUGACGUGGUGUUACUGUGAACGCUUCUGUGACGUCCUGGCAUGCUGUCGUGGUACUUUCACUCCUUUUUGGAUUUCCACCUCCGACGGAGCACGCGUGUGCCCCACCCCCCUCAAAAAAAGACCCUUGAUGUUCCUUCACUUUAAGGAAGCAUGUUAGAAAAACGGUUCAUUUGAGGUGAAAGAUGUUUAUCCAAACUCAGAGGUUAUUUGUGGAGCAGAACGCUACUUUGCAUGCAGCUUACUAACAUCAUUACAGCAAAGCUGUUUUCAUAUGUUAUCCUCAGAAAUGUACCAAAUAUCAAACCAUCUAAGCUUUUAAUCCAUUCCAUGUUUUUUUUUGUUUCGGUUCGUUUUCAUGCCUUUAAAGCCAAAUUUGCGUUGCCUGAGUUUGUUUUUUUGAAGGAUCUCUGUUGCUUCCGGCCUGAAGGCCUCCAGCUUCACGAUGCAGUAACUGACUGAUGCCUGUACAUAGAUCCCGUCUGGUGCCGUUCACUGUAGCUCAUUCCAGCGCCGCUCUCGCAGACGCCGUUUCCUCCGCUCGGCCGUGCUGACGAGCGCCGCUCUUUUGUUUGUGUUUCUGUUUCCUCACGCCAGUCUUAAUUAUUUUUGUCUCCAGAAACCGUCAACGCGUUAAAGUUUCUGUUGCUGCUCCGCCUCCUUUAAGGUUUCUUCAGUCCAAAACGUUUCAAUGUUCUGCUUGUUUUUGAGGGAUGAAAUUAUCCUGAAGUGUGGCUAAAAAAGCUCAGAGCAGAAGAAACACCUGCAGGCCUGACUUCCUGAGGCUUCAGGAAACUUCUUAAAACUUCAGGAAACUUCUUAAAACUUCAGGAAACUUCCAGCCUGUUCUUGAGUUUUUUAAAGUUGCAGAAAAACUUUAGUUUCAGUCACCUCAUGAUUCCUCAGAAGCUUCACGAUUUGAUGAAGAUGUUCAGACGUUUCUCUUCAGUCAGUUUCAGAAAAGAUCUGCCUUCCUGAAGCUUCAGUAAACUUUUUGAAACUUGAGGAAACUUCCAGUCUGGUCUUGAGAUUUCUAAAGUUCCAGAAACCUUUAGUUUCAGUCAUUCACUUCUCAUGAUGCUUCAGAAGCUUCUAUGAUUAGUUGAAGAUGUUCAGAUGUUUCAGAACCUUUCCUGAAGCUUCAGGAAACUUUUGAAACUCCAGGAAACUUUCAGUCUGAUGUUGAGAUUUCAUAAGUUGCAGAAACCUUUAGUUUCAGUCACUGGAUUCUCAUGAUGCUUUAGAUGCGUCUUUGAUGUGGCGAUUUGCAAAUGUUUCUCUUCCUUCAGUUUCAGGAAGAUUGGCCUUCCUGAAACUGAAGGAAAGGUUUUGAAGCUUGAUGAAGCUUCCAGUCUGAUCUUUAGAUUUCUGAAGUUGCAGAAAAAACUUAAGUUUCAGUCACUUGCUCUGCGUGAUGCUUCAGAUGCUUCUACGAUUUGAUGAAGACGAUCAGACGUUUCAAAAAGUUUCCUGAAGCUUUAGGAAACUUGAGGAAACUUCCUGUCUGGUCUUGAGAUUUCAAAAGUUGCAGAAACCUUUAGUUUCUGUCAUUCGCUUCUCAUGAUGCUUUAGAGGCUUCUAUGAUUAGUUGAAGAUGUUCAGAUGUUUCUCCUCACCCGUGUGCAGAAAGGAAACUUUUUGAAGCUUCAGGAAACUUCCAGUCUGAACUUUAGAUUUUCAAAAUGGCAGAAAGCUUAAAUUUCCAUCACUUGCUCUCUACGAUUCUUCAGAAGCUUCUUUAUCAUUUGGUGAGGAUGUUCAGUCGUUUCUCUUCACCCGUUUCAGCCUGUCUCUCAAAGCCUUUUCUGACUCCAGAUAAAUGUUUUAUUUUUGUCCGACUCCACAUGAACCCGAGGAAGUUUGAUUGACCAAAUUCCGUCCUGAAUCUCUGCUGAAGAAAUCUCGACUCUUUGCGUGCUAACUCUUCCUGCUCUGAACGUCGUACGACGGACGCUGGUUUUCGUGACUCGUAGUGUGUCGUGCUGUCAUAGAAACCGUGAUGUAAACUAUAAAUUAUGAAAGAUUCCAGAUUGGCAGCGUUCCGGCGCUCGCUCUCCCUCACGACGAGUCUUAACGGAGUCUCUGGAUGGUGAAUGUUCGUGUUGUCGUCUUUACGUUGUAAAACCUGCACUAUGUUGCAUACCUGAAGACGAGGAUGACUCCGCCUGUCUUCAUCGUUUGUUUUUCACCUUUGCCUGUUUGAUGUCUUUAAAACUGGAAUGUUGUACAUUUAGUGCCUUUUACAUUUCAUCUGCUAACUUGAACAUCUGCUCAAAAAUAGAUUUUAUUUUCCUUUUACUGUAUGUAUUUUUUUAUAUCACCUCUGUAUCCACUGUUCAAAUUUGAUAUAAAAUCCACUCCUGACCCA
Oryzias melastigma (Indian medaka) is the source of this 4053-nucleotide messenger RNA. RefSeq names its product myelin protein zero-like 1 like (gene mpzl1l). Bases 121 to 918 code for a protein of 265 amino acids. Gene Ontology annotation, cellular component: focal adhesion; cell surface; membrane. The record is from RefSeq and is a predicted model, not a curated record. The transcript has 6 exons. NCBI's taxonomy places the organism in Eukaryota, Metazoa, Chordata, Actinopteri, Beloniformes, Adrianichthyidae.